AUGGGUCUCUUUGAUAGUUGGGCGGACCUUCUUUCCGCUGCUACGCCAUGGAGCGAAGCUGAGGCAGAGGCCGUUAGCGGUGGUACUGGGACUGCGGCUACACCUGCGAGGGGGAAUGUAGGCGAUGAGUUGCAAGGUGCAUCUGCUGGCGACAAGAGUGCCGGACAGGAAGAGAGCACACCGAAGCCUCAGAGUGUAGGAAAGGAGGACGCUGCUGAUGAAAAAGACGACGAGCCUGAGGAAGAGGAAGAGGCCGAGGAGGAGGAAGAAGAGGAGGAGGAGGACGAGGAGGAGAUGGUUGAUCCAAAGGAGAAGUUUGAGGAAGAGUGCAAAGAGUCAAAGCAGUGCGCUCCAGCUAAGCACCACUUCGAUCACUGCGUUGAGCGUGUCAACAAUGCAGACAAGUCGGCUCCUCAUGAGGACUGCGUGGAAGAAUUCUUCCACCUUGCACACUGCGCCAACGAAUGCGCUGCACCAAAGGUCUGGGCAGCACUCAAGUAG
Molecule: messenger RNA, 501 nt
Organism: Glarea lozoyensis ATCC 20868
Lineage: Eukaryota; Fungi; Ascomycota; Leotiomycetes; Helotiales; Helotiaceae
Product: Non-heme 11 kDa protein of cytochrome bc1 complex (Ubiquinol-cytochrome c reductase)
Exons: 4
Coding region: 1-501 (166 amino acids)
Biological process (GO): mitochondrial electron transport, ubiquinol to cytochrome c
Source: RefSeq, a predicted model, not a curated record